Molecule: messenger RNA, 1230 nt
Organism: Paraphaeosphaeria sporulosa
Lineage: Eukaryota; Fungi; Ascomycota; Dothideomycetes; Pleosporales; Didymosphaeriaceae
Product: alpha/beta-hydrolase
Exons: 2
Coding region: 220-1161 (313 amino acids)
Molecular function (GO): hydrolase activity
Source: RefSeq, a predicted model, not a curated record
GAUUUAGUCCGUAAGCCCACUGUCCAGGUCUCCAUUUAUACCCCCAACCCUGGCCACAUAUCCGCCCUUUAAGUGUGGAAAGGUUUUCUCACCGAAGAAGAGCGAUAGUGUUUUUAUUCGUGCUGUGGAGGGUAAAUUUCACUGCGGACAACAACGCCCAUCGCCGACCGCAACGCCUAUCGAGAUUCGAAAUUGAGCUAUCUCGCUCUACUACAGAGGAUGUCGCUUCGCACUACCGCUGAGAAUCGCUUCGACACCUUCAAGCUGUACACAACGUCAUACAAAAAAAUCGGCGACCAUGAAAUAGAAGUCAAUGUCCUCGUGCCCAAAGACAUCAAGCCGGGCAAACGUCCGAUAAUGAUCAAAUGGCACGGCGGUGGUCUGACCGCAGGCACAGCUGUCUACCCCCCCUGGUUCGCAGGCUACCUCGUUCCCUUCCUCCACCGCAACAACGCCAUCGCCAUCCUCCCCAACUACCGCCUCGCCCCCGAGCACACGGGCGACGAAAUCCUCUCCGAUGUCGCGGACCUGGGUGCAUGGCUUACGGAUUCGCUGCCAGCGUAUCUCGCAUCCAAGGAACCCGCCAUCUCCCCCGACCUCUCUAAAAUCCUAGUAUCUGGCGAAUCUGCAGGCGGCUGGGUCGCUCUGCAGUCUGUGCUGUCACUUUCGGAGGGCACGUUUAAGGCAUGUCUCCUGCAGUAUCCCGUGCUCAACGCUUUCCCCACGUAUCCGGACGACAUCAUCAUGGGGGAUCCCAUUCCCCCGAAGGAAGUCCUGGACGAGUUUCUCACAGGCAUAGUUCCAGGUACUAUCAUUAGCGCAGCUCGCCCACCCUUGCGCAACGCCGUGGCGCCAAUGCUGCGCGCGCAUGGAAGGUGGGGUGAGUUUUUUGGCACGGGGAAGCAUUUGAUGCCUGAUACGCGGAUUGAAGAUGCGCAGUUUUGGGUGCCAACGUAUAUUUUGCACGGGAGGGACGACACGAAUGUUGCGGUGGAGUGGAGUGAGAAAUUUGUGGGGAGGGCGAGGAGCCUGUUUCCCGAGACGAAGAUUGAACUUGCUACACCGCCUGGGGAACACGGGUUUGAUGGAGAUUUAUAUGAGGAAGAUGCGGGGUGGUUAGCAGACCUGUUAAAGGGGGUUGAGGGGGAAUGGCUGGCGUGAUGGGGUGGCUAGAGUCUUUGUCAGUGUUACCUGGCAUUCUUCGAAGUGUGUUGAUGAUUGGCAACGAGU